Molecule: messenger RNA, 1452 nt
Organism: Parnassius mnemosyne (clouded apollo)
Lineage: Eukaryota; Metazoa; Arthropoda; Insecta; Lepidoptera; Papilionidae
Source: the annotation of a GenBank genome assembly
AUGGCACUGAUUAUAGCAAACAGAAAUAUUACUACGAAUAGCCUUUUCUUGUUAUCAUUUUUUCCGCUUCUUGCACCAUUUAAUUAUGGGAAAAUCGUCCUUAGGAAUUUGAGCAUAGUAGAAUUAUUCGAUAGAAGUACAGGGCAGUAUUUAAAAGAAAAUGUAGUUUUUAUUCUUAGUAGAUAUGGAAUAGAGCUAAACCAAAUACAUACGAUUACUACUGACAACGGAGCAAAUAUGAUAAUUAUGACUAAUCAAUUAAAUGAGGCAGUCAGGGACUCAUUUAAUCAGUCAGUAAGUGAGACGUUUGAUGUAUUUGACAUCGAAACUGUCAUUGACUAUAACGAGGAAGAUCCAUCUUUUAUAGAACAUAGUUUAGAGCUAGAUACCAGCACAGGUAGUACGCCUGAAGCGGUUUGCACUGUUACAAGCAUACGAUGCGCCGCGCACUGCUUGCAGUUGGCCGUCAAGGAUGCCUGCCAAGAAAUGGAAGAAUUUCUUGGGCAUUGCCGAAAAAUUGUACGUAACUUACGUACACCAACUGUAGCAAUGCGUUUAAAACAACUUAAACUGCAAAAUGCAGUGAUUGAUACGUCUAUUCGAUGGGAUUCUACGGCAAAUAUGCUAGAAAGGCUGCAUAAAUUAAAAGAUUUUUGCACUACUAACUUAGUUUUCGAACCUGAAACAAUUUGGGACUCCAUCGAAAAAUAUUUAAACAUCCUGGAACCAUGUAGAAUUCUGUCAAAAAUGCUGCAGAUGGAACAACUUAGUUUUGGUGACUUUUACAUUGCUUGGAUGAAGUGUCGUCUCCAAGUCGAACAAAUAGAUGACAACUUUGCCCAACGUUUGUUGUGUUGUCUAAGAAGUCGUCAAGAAAUGCUUUUCACUAAUGAAUACUUUCUCGCCGCUACUUAUCUCGACCCAAGAGUAAAUGCUACACUUUCGAAUGCUCAACAAAUCAGUGCAAGGGCUGUUUUAGUUGAGACGUACAAAAGAUUAACGCGAUUAGCAACCCCUGAACCUUCUACUUCUGGUGUUGAUGAUGAUGCUCCAGGAACUUCCGCAGAGCUUGAUUCAUGUGGCCAAAAUAUUAAUUUUGGCAACUACCUUCGCGAGCAUUUCUUUAGCAUCAGACACACAACGACAGAUGAACCACAUACCUCACAAUCGUUAGAAAGAGAAAUCAAUCUAAAGUUGAUUGCUUUUAUACAAGAACCAGUAUUACCGUCGAAAACAAACGUUUUAGAGUACUGGGAGCGCAAACAGUUUACUGAUCCAUAUUUCUAUAAACUGGCAAAAGUAAUUUUGGCGACUCCGCCGACAAGUGUUAGUGUCGAGAGACUUUUUUCAUCUCUUAAAUUUGUACUUAACAAUUUACGUAUGUCAUUGAGUGACUCAAUUAUUGAUGAUGUUUUAGUAGUAAGAAACAACCAUUUAUUUGAUGAGGAGUAA